This is a messenger RNA of Colius striatus (speckled mousebird), 3104 nucleotides long. It is a transcript of the gene PLPP3, whose product is annotated as phospholipid phosphatase 3. The coding region runs from base 617 to 1558 and encodes 313 amino acids. NCBI's taxonomy places the organism in Eukaryota, Metazoa, Chordata, Aves, Coliiformes, Coliidae. Gene Ontology annotation, biological process: phospholipid metabolic process; phospholipid dephosphorylation; canonical Wnt signaling pathway. Gene Ontology annotation, molecular function: phosphatidate phosphatase activity. The transcript has 6 exons. The record is from RefSeq and is a predicted model, not a curated record.
UUUUUCUUUCUCUUUUUUUUUUUUCCUAAGGGGUGGAAAGGACCUCGCGAAAUAAAAGUGCAGAAAGAAGCCGGUGGCUCCCAGAGCGGCCGGGACGGGCGCGGCGGGAGCCCCCAGCGUAGUGCAGCUCAACGCGGAGCCGAGCGCGGAGCCCACCUGCCCUCGGGAGUCAGCAGCAGCAGCAGCCGGCUCCUCGCUCCGCACCUUUUCUCCCCGCGUACUGAGAUCCUAAUACGUUGACUUUAAUUUUUUUAUUAUUAUUAUUUUUUGUUAUCCCUCCUCCCGGCUUUUCCUCCAGGACUUUUCCACCGCCUUGGGACACCCGCAAACUUCUGCCUCGCUUCCCUCCUUCCCUCCCGCCCGUCCUUUGCUGGUAGUUUUGUGCUUGUUUUGGUUUUGUUUUGCUUUUUUUGUUGUUGUUGUUUGCUUUUUGGAAGACCCGCCUUGCCUUUCUCCUCCCGUGCCCCACCGGAGAGGCCGGGAGCGGCUCGGGCAGCACCUCCCCGGCGCACGGCGUGCGAGCCCGGUGGCCCGGCCCGGCUCGGAUCGGCGCGGCUCGGCUCGCCUCGGCCCGGCUCGGCACGGCACGGCUCGGCUCGGGCGCUCGCCCCCGAUAAUGCAGAGCUACAAGUACGAUAAGGCGAUCCCGCCGGAGAGCAAGAAUGGGGGCAGCCCGGCGCUGAACAACAACCCGGCCAAGAGCAGCAGCAAGAAAGCCCUGCUCAUCUGCCUCGACUUCCUCUGCCUCGUCAUGGCUGGGUUGCCCUUUCUUAUCAUUGAAACGAGCACAAUCCAGCCCUACCAGCGGGGCUUCUACUGCGACGAUGACAGCAUCCGGUACCCGCUGAAGUCGAUGGAAACAAUCAACGACGCAGUGCUGUGUGCUGCGGGCAUCCUCAUUGCCAUCCUCGCCAUUAUAACGGGAGAGCUCUACCGCAUUCACUACCUGAAGGAGAAGUCGCGUUCCUUUAUCCAGAACCCCUACGUGGCCGCACUGUACAAGCAGGUGGGCUGCUUCGUUUUUGGCUGUGCCAUCAGCCAGUCCUUCACAGACAUUGCCAAAGUGUCCGUCGGGCGCUUGCGGCCCCAUUUCCUGGAAGUUUGUGAUUUGGAUUUCUCCACCAUCAACUGUGCGAAGGGAGUUUACAUCCAAAACUACACCUGCAGGGGAAGUGACAGCAAGGUCCAGGAAGCCAGGAAAUCCUUCUUCUCCGGGCACGCGUCCUUCUCCCUCUACACCAUGCUGUACUUGGUGUUUUAUCUGCAGGCCAGAUUCACAUGGAAGGGAGCCCGCCUGCUACGCCCCCUCCUCCAGUUCACCCUCAUCAUGAUGGCGUUUUACACCGGUCUGUCCCGUGUGUCGGACCACAAGCAUCACCCCACCGACGUUCUGGCCGGCUUUGCCCAGGGAGCCUUGGUGGCUUACUGCGUGGUGUUUUACGUCUCAGAUCUCUUCAAGCCCAAGACAAAGACUUGCCUGCCUCCACCCCCUAUCCGGAAGGAGAUCCUUUCACCUGUGGACAUCAUUGAGCGGAAUAAUCAUCACAACAUGGUGUAGACCUUUGAGAAGUCAGAUGGGUGUUGUAUUUUAUUUUAAAGUAUUUUUGUUUUUUGCAAAAGAGAAAAAAAAAAAGACUGCUGACAGCAACUACCUGCUGCUCUCAAAUCUCAUCAGACAGUAGAAUGUAGGGAGAGACUUUCUUGCCCGACCAGUAAAGUCUUACUCUGUGGUCUUUUCAACUUGUGACAUUUGGAUGAAAGGGGUGGUGGUCAACCGAGUCAAAAGCGACAGUGAGAAAGAGGAAAAACAAGCAGAAAGAAACAAAAAGAACACAAACAGAGAGGUGCCGGCGUUCUGGAUGUGCAAUUGGUUUGAGUGUUCAUGUUGUAGUGAACGCCAAAUUGUUCAUGGCCUAAUGAACACUAAGGGAUUUUUGGAAAGCUGGCCGUCUUAGUGGGUUUUUUUCACUAUGAAGAUUUCCAAUGCCUGCGAGGGGAAAAAAAAAGACAACUCAUGACUAAAUUGAUUAGCACUAUAUAUGAGGAACAGCACUGAGUCAAGAUCUGGGGUUGGUUUGUAAGAGUUGCUUUUUUUUUUCUCUUUUUGAGACUAUUUUAUUUUUGCCUCCUCUCUUCCAUACUGUGACUUAGUUUAGAAGAAGCUUGCCCAGUCAAAGGCCUCCGAAAGGUCUCUGUUCACACUACACGCCUCUAACAAGCAGUCCUGAGAUGUGCAGCGAGGCUGGAUAACUCCAUCCUCUGCACAGAGAAACCACAUUUCCUCUCCACUUGCUCCCUGGUGAGGGCUUAUCCUGCCUAAACCCCCAGCACCCACAAAUGACCCUUCCUCCAAAGACCAUCCUCCGCUUCCUGGCCAUCUCCCUCACUCUCCCACGCUCCCCUAAAAGAAAUCCCAGCAGAUCUUGUGCGCGCCCACGGGAGCUGGCAGCUCACGAGAGGAUAGCGGCGGCUCAGAUGAAGAUGCAUUCGCACUACAACCUCAGGGCUGAGUCCUGGGGACACUUUUAUUCUGCAGUUUUUGGACAAGCUGCUGGGCAGCACGUCCUAACCUGGGUGUCAGUUGGUUUGUGCAUCCUACCCCCAAUCCUCUUUUUCCUCCUCCCUUGGACACCUUGGUGUGCACCACAGCAGGUACCAGGUCCUGUGCUCCGCUCAGUGCCACCGGUGGCAAAGCAGUCAUGCCCGAGAUCCAGCGUGAUUAUUCUUGGGUUAUUUUUUUUUUAGUUCUUUUCUUUUUCUUUGCCCAGAAGCCACAGGCUCUUGGUUUGCAGCCCUUUCACAGAGCAUUUGCAAAGGGAUCCCGCCAAGCAUGCAGAACAGCCAUUUGCACAUCCUUCUCACAGAAUCCGUCCUAUCAUUUCAACUAUAGCAAGCUAUGAUUUUUUUAUAUAUAUAUAUAAAUAUUAUAUAAAUAAUGUAUAAAAACCUUAAAAAUUAACUAUGUAAAAUAUUAUUUCUGAAACAAUUUUAGAUAUAUCCACUAUGACUAUAAACUGUGUCCUGACCUGUGUUAUUUACAUUUUGCUGCUUAAAAAAGCAUUGGAUUAAUUUUUUUUUGUUUUUAUAGUCGACUAAAAUAUUGU